Molecule: messenger RNA, 1816 nt
Organism: Medicago truncatula (barrel medic)
Lineage: Eukaryota; Viridiplantae; Streptophyta; Magnoliopsida; Fabales; Fabaceae
Product: PI-PLC X domain-containing protein At5g67130
Exons: 9
Coding region: 171-1388 (405 amino acids)
Biological process (GO): lipid metabolic process
Molecular function (GO): phosphoric diester hydrolase activity
Source: RefSeq, a predicted model, not a curated record
CUAGAAGGGCACUGGUUUAUGCUCACACGUCUUGUUCAUAGGUUUCACACCUGUGCUACACAAAUUCAAAUUUCGCAUUCAUUUCUCCUUUCUUUAUAACUGUCACAUAUAUAUUGCCAUUAUUACUACCUUACCUUCCAAUUUACUACAUUUUCUCCACAAACCAAAUCAUGAAGAAUUCAACUCUUGUUGUAACAACACUUUUCGCCAUUUUGCUUUUUCUCCAUUCCUCUCUCGCUCUCAAGCAAGGACAAAUAUGCUUAGCAGACAAAAACUGCAACUCAGGUUUACACUGUGAGACAUGUGUUGCAAAUGGAAACGUGCGACCAAGAUGCACUCGUAUUCAACCAACAAACCCCACUUCAAAGGUAAAAGGGUUGCCAUUUAAUCGGUAUUCAUGGUUAACAACACAUAAUUCAUUUGCACUUCUGGGUCAGAAAUCUGCUACUGGUUCUGUGAUUCUUGCUCCUACAAAUCAGCAAGAUACCAUCACUGCUCAGCUUAAUAAUGGUGUACGAGGAUUGAUGCUUGACUUGUAUGACUUUGAGAAUGAUGUUUGGCUGUGUCACUCAUUUGGUGGCCAAUGCUACAACUACACAGCUUUUCAACCUGCCAUCAAUGUUCUAAAAGAGAUUCAAGUAUUUCUUGAAGCAAAUCCAUCAGAGAUUGUUACUAUCAUUAUCGAGGAUUAUGUUACUUCACCAAAAGGCCUAACAAAGGUGUUUAAUGCUGCUGGGCUGAGAAAAUACUGGUUUCCGGUAUCUCGAAUGCCGAAAAAUGGUGGAGACUGGCCAACGGUAGAUGAUAUGGUCCAGAAGAACCAGCGUUUAGUAGUCUUCACUUCAAAAGCAGCUAAGGAAGCUUCUGAAGGGAUUGCGUAUGAGUGGCGAUAUUUAGUAGAAAACCAAUAUGGAAAUUCAAAUGGAGGAAUGAAGGCUGGUUCAUGUCCGAAUCGCGCAGAAUCACCGUCUAUGAACACAACGUCAAGAUCAUUAGUCCUAGUGAACUUCUUUAAGGAUCUUCCAGAUGUAACUCAAUCUUGCAAGGAUAAUUCAGCUCCUUUGCUUGAUAUGGUCAACACUUGCUAUCAAGCUGCUGGCAAGCGUUGGCCUAAUUUCAUUGCUGUUGAUUUCUACAAGAGGAGUGAUGGAGGAGGAGCUCCAGAAGCAGUUGAUGUAGCUAAUGGCCAUCUAGUAUGUGGAUGUGGAAACAUAGCCUCCUGCAAGGCAAACAUGACAUUUGGAGCAUCAUGUGAGUUACCUGAGGCUGAAGUAACUCCUUUCCGUGAAGCAACACUAGAAUCCAGCUUUGGCAUUCUAAAUUGCAAGCCAGCUAUUUUAUUGUUGUCUUUUGCCACUACUAUUUUGACAAUGCUCUUGGCAUUGUGAAAGGAUUUGGGUUUAGUGCAGUAACUGCGUCACACAGUUUUCGAUCUCAACAGUUUGCCUCAAAUUAACAGCCAAGAUCAUUUGAUGUGUGAAACUAUUCGCUGUGUGAAACUGCUUCCUUUUCCCACUGCAGAGAAUCCAAAUCCUUGUUUUGGUAACACUGAUUCCUUAGAUUAAUAUACAGGGUUUUGUGUAGUGGAUUUUGUUUUUAUUUAUUGUAGGUGUGAGAUUUGAAUGCUAUAGUUGUAAUUUUACGGUCAUGUUAGGUAUGCAAUGGGCUCACUAACUCGAUGUUGUGAAACUAUCAGUGUGCACCGUGUGGUGGGUGGUAAGGUAUCUUAUAUAGUGAAAAUGCACCUAAAGUAAAUUCAAAUGUGUCUUGAAGAUCAGCCUUUUAUAAUAUUGGAAUGUUUGACAUAUUUUUGAUA